Molecule: messenger RNA, 2068 nt
Organism: Jatropha curcas
Lineage: Eukaryota; Viridiplantae; Streptophyta; Magnoliopsida; Malpighiales; Euphorbiaceae
Product: aspartic proteinase A1
Biological process (GO): proteolysis; lipid metabolic process
Molecular function (GO): aspartic-type endopeptidase activity
Source: RefSeq, a predicted model, not a curated record
AUCCUCAUGGUCUUGAGCUGUAUUCAAUCAAAAUCCUCUGAACUCUUAGCAGAUAAGAAAAGAAUAUACCAUCAACACGUGUACGGCUCUCGGGUUCCAAGUUUCCCCGUGAAGUCAAUUUGGACCUUUUUAGAAAAACCGAACCGAGAAAAUCGGACUGUUCUAUUCACGUAAAUAUCUAUAGUUUCAUUAUAUUCUCACUCCCUCUAGGUAGCUUCAAAAAAUUUCUUUCUCAUCGUCUCUGUCUUUGUCGAUCGCCUGAAAUUUAUCAGCAUGGGAACAGCACUAAAGCCAGUCAUUGCUGUUCUUUUCCUUUGCUUCCUUUUGGUGCCUUUUGUUUUUGCUGCAUCCAACGAUGGAUUGGUUAGAAUUGGACUUAAAAAGAGGAAAUUUGAUCAAAACAAUCGUGUUGCUGCCCAGUUUGAGUCCAAGGAAGGAGAGGCUUUGCGAGCUUCAAUUAGAAAGUAUCAUCUUCAUGGGAAUUUGGGUGACGAAGAAGAUAUAGACAUAGUAUCACUAAAGAACUACAUGGAUGCCCAGUACUUUGGUGAGAUUGGUAUUGGUACUCCCCCACAAAAGUUCACUGUGAUAUUUGACACUGGUAGUUCUAAUCUAUGGGUGCCCUCUUCCAAGUGCUACUUUUCAGUUGCCUGCUAUUUCCAUUCCAAGUACAAGGCUGGCCAUUCAAGCACCUACAAGAAGAAUGGAAAACCAGCAGAUAUCCGUUAUGGAACUGGUGCUAUUUCUGGCUUCUUUAGUCAAGACCAUGUGAAAGUGGGUGAUCUUGUGGUCAAGAAUCAGGAAUUUAUUGAAGCAACCAGGGAGCCCAGCAUCACAUUCUUGGUAGCAAAGUUUGAUGGUAUACUUGGACUUGGGUUUCAAGAGAUAUCAGUUGGAAAGGCUGUACCUGUUUGGUACAACAUGUUCAAUCAGGGGCUUGUAAAAGAACCAGUCUUCUCAUUUUGGUUUAACCGCAAUGCCGAUGAAGACGAAGGGGGUGAGAUAGUUUUUGGUGGGGUGGACCCGAACCAUUUCAAGGGUGAGCACACAUAUGUCCCUGUGACACAGAAAGGGUAUUGGCAGUUCGACAUGGGUGAUGUCUUGGUUGAUGGUAAAACGACUGGAAUUUGCGGCAGUGGCUGUGCAGCAAUUGCUGAUUCUGGAACUUCUUUGUUGGCUGGUCCUACGGCUAUCAUUGCUGAAGUAAAUCAUGCCAUUGGAGCAACUGGAGUUGUUAGUCAAGAAUGCAAGGCUGUUGUUGCUCAAUAUGGAGAAACCAUAAUUGAGAUGCUAUUAGCUAAGGACCAACCAGAAAAAAUUUGCUCGCAGAUUGGUUUGUGCACAUUCGAUGGUUCUAGAGGUGUAAGUAUGGGCAUUGAGAGUGUUGUGAAUGAGAAUGAUCAUGAAGCGGCUGGUGGUUUGCGCGACACAAUGUGCUCUGCUUGUGAGAUGGCAGUUGUGUGGAUGCAGAAUAAGCUCAAGCAGAACAUAACACAGGAGAGCAUACUUAACUAUGUCAAUGAUCUAUGUGAAAAAUUGCCUAGUCCAAUGGGAGAAUCAGCUGUAGAUUGUGGUAGUGUGUCUACAUUGCCUAAUGUGUCCUUUACAAUUGGUGGAAAAGUUUUUGACCUCGCCCCAGAGCAGUAUGUCCUCAAAGUGGGCGAGGGAGAAGCUGCUCAAUGCAUUAGUGGAUUCACAGCCAUUGAUGUGCCACCACCUCGUGGUCCCCUCUGGAUCUUGGGAGAUGUUUUCAUGGGUCCCUUCCAUACAGUAUUUGACUAUGGUAAUAUGAGAGUUGGAUUUGCAGAAGCUGCGUAACUGGCUUACUGCUAAGGUUCUGCUGUUCAGUGUUAUACUGCUUGGUUAUCUUUUAUGCUUUUAUUACGUGCCAGUGUUUCGGGAUUGGCUUUGAAACUGUGGGAAUUAUCCCUAAUGUAAAUAUCUGAAUUAACUUGCUUUACCUUCACGGAUUUUAGUUUGAAGGUGUUAUGUAAGCUAUCGACAUUUGAAGCGAUGAAUAAUAGAAUGUAGAUUUUAUGCACGAGUAAUACGAUGCUCUAUAAUUGUA